AUGUCCACUCUGGCCGCCUCGCUCCAACCCUCCUCACCAACAGCAACUCCACAGCCGCAGCAGCGCAGGUCGGCCAAAAAGGGGGGCUACACGCGACAGCGCCGCGGCUGCUUGACCUGUCGGCAGCGCAAGAAGAAGUGCGACCAGGGCCUGCCCAUAUGCGGCCACUGCUCGCGGCUGAACCUGGUCUGCAAGCACGAGAAGCCGCGGCAGCUGUCGUCGAGUGCCGGUGCCUGGGGCGAGGAUGCCCCUUACUGGGGCAGAUCGUCGCAGCAGCACCUCGUCAUUGCACAGGGAGAUCAUGGCUCUGAGUUGUUGCGGCUGACAAAGAUUGCUGAGCCUCUGGACGUGGUUCGUCCUGACGAUGGUGUUGGCUGUGAUUGGAGCUCCAGUAGGAGGACCAUGAUGCGGUAUUACACGUCUACUUUGGCUAUUAUGCUGUCAGCAACCGCAGAGAACAACUGUUUCUUAUCAGUCUUGUUGCCAAUGGCAUUCGACUGCCCUGCCCUCCUUGACGCAAUGGCCGCAUGGUCAUCGGCCCAUCUCGCCCUUCGGGACCCCAGCUUCCACGGCACGUCCCUUCAGUACCGCGGGCGGGUGCUUGCGAACCUCAGUGCCGCCCUUCAAGAGGGCAGCCUCUCCGGGGAAAUGUGCCUGGCCGUAGCCAUGGCCAUGUGCUCGAUGGAGACCAUCUCGGAUGCAACCAGCAGCAGCUGGUCACACCACCUGUCCGGCGCCGCAGCCGUCUUGCAGUCCAAGAGUUCUGAUCUGAUCGCUGGCCCGCUGCAAACGUCGCCGUCUUCUUCUGUUGUGAGCGACUACUGGCUCAGGUCUGUUGAGCGGAAGUGGCUGGUGAGGAACUUUGCGUAUCACGACAUCUUGAUGAGCGUGUCGCUGGACAGGAGGCCUUUGAUCACGGGUGAUUACUGGAUGUCUGGAGAUGAUACCAUGGCUGAUCCAUACUUUGCCUUUGCGUCCAAGAUCAUGCUCUUGAUAUCUGAAAUCAGCGUCUUGAACGCAGACUGCGCGGACUACAAGGCCUCCCUCAGCGGCGACCUGACCCUGGAACAAGGCGAUCUCGCGCUCAUUCUUGAAGAAUCGCCCUUGGACUGCAACUGCCACACGCCGCUUCAAAGGGCUCACAGCAUCGCCAUCAGCCUCCGAGAAUGGAAAUGCCCGGCGUAUACCGCCGACGAGCCGCUCGCCUUGCUUAGCGAAACAUAUCGGAGCGCAAGCCUCAUAUACCUCGACCGCGUCGUACGCCAGUAUUUCCCGCAGCGCGCGGCCGAGAUUCUUCCGGAGGGCAUAUGGGCGUACAUCGACUCGGUGUGCGAUGGCGCGGAAAAGGUGCCCGAGGGGUCUCUGGCGGAGUGCUCGUUGCUUUUCCCUCUUUUCAUUGCGGGGGGCGAGGCGGGAGAUGCGUCGCAUAUCGAGCGUAUCAGAAAUCGACUCUACAGUAUGAACAGGUGGAGGAGGUUUCGGAAUGUUAAUGCUUGUAGGGAGGUUUUGGAAGAGGUUUGGGAGAAAAGGGGUGGAUCGAAUGGCUUGGAGAGGGUGGAUUGGAGGGAUAUUGUUCGACGACGGGGGUGGCAGCUCGCGCUGUCAUAG
Messenger RNA from Trichoderma citrinoviride, 1608 nucleotides. RefSeq lists its product as hypothetical. Lineage: Eukaryota; Fungi; Ascomycota; Sordariomycetes; Hypocreales; Hypocreaceae. Gene Ontology annotation, biological process: positive regulation of transcription by RNA polymerase II. The record is from RefSeq and is a predicted model, not a curated record. Gene Ontology annotation, cellular component: nucleus. The coding region runs from base 1 to 1608 and encodes 535 amino acids. The transcript is spliced from 3 exons. Gene Ontology annotation, molecular function: transcription cis-regulatory region binding; zinc ion binding; DNA-binding transcription factor activity, RNA polymerase II-specific.